UGGCAUUUGUUUUCCUUUUUGACGCAGAGCAUGCGCACACGGCUCAAAAACUGAACAUCGAGUCUCAUAGUAGUGAAUUGGUUGUAAAAAAUAAUAAAAACAAAAAAAGAGGGGUGAAUUCCCGCCAAGCCCGAGAAAGAAUUCCCGCCACCGCCACCAUAACCUGUCCCUAACUCUUUGAGUCACUCAUUCACUGCACUCAUUCACAACACACAGCAAUGGCUCCUUCCCGCCGCAACACCAACGGUCGAUCACCGCUCGUCAAUCAACAGAGUCAAAUCACUUCCUUCUUCACCAAAUCCGCUUCCCCUUCGCCCUCUCCCACUCUCUCCAAAACCAACCCUAACCCUAACCCUAACCCUAACCCUAGUCCCACCCCUGCUACUCCUUCUCCUCUCAAUCCCAAACGCUCCAAGCCCCUUCUUGUAAUCGGCGCUUCCACUUCUCCACCCUCCGCUUCGCCUUCUCUCUACUUUCAAGAGCUCAUUGGCCGAAGGAUCAAGGUUUAUUGGCCCUUGGACAAAGCCUGGUACGAAGGCUCCGUCAAAUCCUUCGAUAGCCUCACCUCUAAGCACGUGGUUCGUUACGACGAUGGCGAAGAAGAAUCCCUCGACCUCUCCAAGGAGAAGAUCGAGUGGCUUCAGGAAUCGUCUUCCAAGAAACUUAAACGCCUGCGUCGCGGCGUCCCCGCCGUUAGGAAGAUGAUGAUCGACGACGACGACGAAGAAGUUGAAGAAGAAGAAAGUCACAAAAAAGAUGAUGAUGAUGAUGAUGAUUCCAAUGACGAAGAUUGGGGGAUGAAGGCUGCAUUGGAGGAUGCUGGGGAUGCCGAAGAAGAUACGGAUUUAGAGGAUGAAAACGACGUGGCAGAGAGGGCUAAAGGGAAAAAGGUAGAGACUAAAAAGCGGAAACUAAGCGGAACAGAGAAACAAGAGCCGGCAAAAAAGAGCAAGAGUGGAGUGGAAGUUGGUAAGGGAGCUUUCAAGCUCUCAGUGUUGGAGCCUACGAGUAAUUUGGAGAUUAAAGAGACAUCUAAUGGCACUGACAAUGUUGCGAUUACUGAGAUCUCUGAAAGAUUUGCACUGCGUGAAGCUCAGAAAUUGCGCUUCCUGAAGGAAGAUCGCAGGGAUGCCAAGCGAAGGCGACCAGGGGAUGAAAAUUAUGAUUCAAGAACAAUCUACUUGCCUCCUGAUUUCUUAAGGAGUUUGUCAGAUGGUCAGAAACAAUGGUGGGAGUUCAAGUCAAAGCAUAUGGACAAAGUUUUGUUUUUCAAGAUGGGUAAAUUUUAUGAGCUUUUUGAGAUGGAUGCACAUGUAGGUGCGAAAGAGCUUGACUUGCAGUAUAUGAAGGGAGACCAACCUCAUUGUGGAUUUCCAGAGAAGAAUUUCUCAAUGAACGUGGAGAAACUAGCUAGGAAGGGUUAUCGAGUUCUUGUUGUAGAGCAGACUGAAACACCUGAACAGCUGGAGCUUCGUCGCAAGGAGAAGGGCUCUAAAGAUAAGGUUGUAAGGCGUGAAAUAUGUUCAGUGGUUACAAAAGGUACAUUAACAGAUGGGGAGUUGCUGUCAGCAAACCCAGAAGCUGCAUAUUUAAUGGCCCUGACGGAGCAUCACGAAAAUCACCCAACUGAAGUUUCAGAGCAUCUCUAUGGUGUUUGUAUAGUUGAUGUUGCCACAAGUAGAGUCAUUCUUGGACAGUUUAAGGAUGACUUGGAGUGCAGUGUCUUGUGCUGUAUCUUAUCUGAGAUCAGGCCUGUUGAAAUUGUGAAACCUGCUAAACUACUCAGUGCUGAAACGGAGAGAGUACUGCUGAAGCAUACCAGAGAUCCUUUAGUGAAUGAAUUAGUUCCAAUUGUGGAAUUCUGGGAUGCUGACAAAACUGUGGAUCAAUUAAAGAGAAUUUAUGGGAACUCUAAUGAUGUUAGUGUUAACAAUAAUGAGUUAGAUUGCCUGCCAGAUGUUUUACUGGAGCUGGUGAAAACAGGUGACGACAGUAGAAGUGCACUUUCAGCACUAGGUGGUGCUCUGUAUUAUCUGAGACAGGCUUUUCUAGAUGAGAGAUUGCUUAGAUUUGCAAAGUUUGAGUUACUUCCUUGUUCUGGUUUUGGUGAUCUUGCUUCAAAACCCUACAUGGUUCUUGACGCGGCUGCCCUGGAGAAUCUUGAGAUUUUUGAGAAUAGCAGGAAUGGAGAUUCUUCAGGCACGCUCUAUGCCCAACUAAACCAAUGCGUUACUGCUUUUGGAAAGAGAUUGCUAAAGACUUGGCUUGCAAGACCAUUAUGUCAUGUGGAGUCAGUUAAGGAACGCCAGGAAGCUGUUGCAGGUUUGAAGGGAGUUAAUCUACCUUCUGCACUAGAAUUUCGAAAAGCAUUAUACAAGCUACCUGACAUGGAGCGGUUGCUUGCCCGCAUCUUUUCCUCUAGUGAAGCUAGUGGAAGGAAUGCUAAUAGAGUGGUUCUGUACGAGGAUGCUUCUAAGAAGCAACUGCAAGAGUUUAUUUUAGCUCUGCGUGGUUGUGAACAGAUGGCUCAAGCAUGCUUUUCACUUGGUGUCAUUUUGAGUCAUGUAAAAUCUAGACAACUUCAUCAUCUGUUAACACCGGGUAAAGUUCUUCCUGAUGUUUGUAUGGAUCUUAAUCAUUUCAAGGAUGCCUUUGAUUGGGUGGAAGCCAAUAAUUCUGGGCGUAUAAUACCUCGUGAAGGAGUUGACACAGAGUAUGACUCAGCCUGUAAGGCGGUUAAAGAGAUUGAGUCCAGUUUAUUGAAGCAUCUUAAGGAACAAAUGAAACUACUUGGAAGCACAUCAAUUACUUAUGUCAAUGUUGGAAAGGAUACAUACCUAUUGGAAGUUCCAGAAAAUUUGUCUAAGAAUAUUCCUCGAGAUUAUGAACUGCGCUCAUCCAGAAAAGGCUUCUUUAGAUACUGGUCUCCAGAUAUUAAAGUUUUCUUAAGAGAGCUCUCCCAUGCUGAAUCUGAAAAGGAGUCCUUGUUGAAAAGUACAUUGCAGAGAUUAAUUGGGCGUUUUUGUGAACAUCACGCUAAGUGGAAGCAGUUGGUGUCUACAACUGCAGAACUGGAUGUCUUGAUCAGUUUAGCAAUUGCUGGUGACUACUAUGAAGGACCAACAUGUAGACCUAGUUUUGUAGGCACAUUAUGUACAAAAGAAGCUCCUUACCUCCAUGCCAAAAGUUUGGGACACCCAGUCCUUAGGAGUGAUACCUUAGGCAAGGGUGACUUUGUACCCAAUGACAUAACCAUUGGUGGUUCAGAUCAUGCUAGCUUUAUUCUUCUAACAGGUCCUAACAUGGGUGGGAAGUCAACCCUUCUUCGUCAAGUUUGCUUGACUGUGAUUUUGGCCCAGGUAGGAGCUGAUGUCCCAGCAGAAAGUUUUGAUUUGUCCCCUGUUGACCGGAUUUUUGUUAGAAUGGGGGCCAAAGAUAAUAUAAUGGCAGGCCAAAGUACAUUUUUAACUGAGCUUUCAGAAACUGCAUCAAUGCUGUCAUCAGCUACUUGUAAUUCAUUGGUGGCUCUGGAUGAGCUUGGGCGAGGGACUGCAACUUCUGAUGGGCAAGCCAUUGCGGAAUCAGUAUUAGAACAUCUUGUGCGGAAGGUGCAGUGUCGCGGAUUGUUUUCUACCCACUAUCAUCGAUUAGCUGUUGAUUAUCUCAAAGAUCCGAAGGUCUGUCUCUGCCACAUGGCAUGCCAAGUUGGUAGUGGAAUUGCAGGUUUAGACGAAGUCACCUUUCUUUACAGGCUUACCCCCGGUGCUUGCCCCAAGAGCUAUGGUGUUAAUGUUGCUCGGAUAGCUGGCCUUCCAACUUCUGUGCUUCAGAAGGCUGCUGCCAAAUCCAGAGAAUUUGAGGCCACUUAUGGUAAAUGCAGAAAGGUAUCUACUGUAACAAACUCUCCCAAUAAAAAUUGGGUUGAUGAGAUAGCAGCAAUCAUUCAAAUAUUGAACAACGCGGCAACACAGGAAACCAUUUGCGUUGGUUCCCUAAGUGAACUUCAGGAUAAAGCAAGAGAACUAAUGCAAGGAUGUUAAAUUAUUUCAAGACAGAUAUUAUUAGCAAUCCUCUUAAUAGUGGUUAUUCAUUAUUUUGAAUUUAUGGCCAUAUUCUACGUUGAUAUCAAUCCUGAUAAGAUAUGGCCGAGUCUUGAUUGUAUGUUGGCUGUCCAACAUAUCAGUCUUGUUGGAAGUGUGCUUGACGACCCAUUGUACAUGUUUUGCAGGUUAUCUAGUAGAUUUUUUUUUAAAAGUUGUUAAUACAAAUGCCAACUCGGUUGUUCCUUCUAUUUGCAAGUA
Molecule: messenger RNA, 4301 nt
Organism: Glycine soja
Lineage: Eukaryota; Viridiplantae; Streptophyta; Magnoliopsida; Fabales; Fabaceae
Product: DNA mismatch repair protein MSH6
Exons: 21
Coding region: 219-4040 (1273 amino acids)
Biological process (GO): mismatch repair
Cellular component (GO): nucleus
Molecular function (GO): mismatched DNA binding; ATP-dependent DNA damage sensor activity; ATP binding
Source: RefSeq, a predicted model, not a curated record